Messenger RNA from Thalassophryne amazonica, 1336 nucleotides. RefSeq names its product indoleamine 2,3-dioxygenase 1 (gene ido1). NCBI's taxonomy places the organism in Eukaryota, Metazoa, Chordata, Actinopteri, Batrachoidiformes, Batrachoididae. Gene Ontology annotation, molecular function: heme binding; L-tryptophan 2,3-dioxygenase activity; metal ion binding. Gene Ontology annotation, biological process: 'de novo' NAD+ biosynthetic process from L-tryptophan. The record is from RefSeq and is a predicted model, not a curated record. Gene Ontology annotation, cellular component: cytoplasm.
AUGAACUAUGGCUGUGGUGAAACUUCACAUUUAAAGGAGCAACUUCCACCUUACUACCAGCCAUGGAUGGACAUUGCCCUGCACGUCCCCGAGCUUGUAAACUCUCAUGAGUUACGCUCCUGUAUUCACAGGAUGCCGCUGCUGAGCAGCAGUUUCUGCAGAGUCACCGGGAGGUUACGGCUGGCCCAUCUGGCCCUCAGCGUUAUGACCAUGUGCUAUGUCUGGCAAGAGGGAGAGAAUGACACUGUUGAGGUUCUGCCAUGUAACAUAGCCAUUCCAUACUGGGAGGUAUCACAGCGGUUAGGACUUCCACCAAUUCUCACCCAUGCAGAUGGUGUAUUGGCUAACUGGAAGAAGAGGGAUGCACAUGGUAAGGACAAACACCUGCAUUCAGUGCCUUUUGACAUGGAGAACCUGGAGCUGCUGGUCUCUGUCCCAGGUGGGGAGAGUGCCCGUGGUUUCUUCAUGGUCACUUUGCUGGUGGAAGUGGCAGCAAGUCCAGCAUUGAGGAACAUCCCUGUUGUUAUCGAUGGUGUCAGGCGAGACGACGCCGAGGCAGUGGUCAGAGCGCUAGAGCUCAUCAGCAGGUCUAUAGACGACAUGACAGACGCACUCAAACUGAUGCAAGUGUAUGUCGAGCCAUCGGUAUUCUACGGUAUGAUGAGGAUCUACCUGUCUGGGUGGAAAGACAACCCCUGUAUGCCAAAGGGACGUUACGAGGGGGUCCACCAAGAACCGAUGGAGUUCUCUGGAGGAAGCGCGGCGCAGAGCAGCUUGCUGCACUGCUUCGAUGAACUCUUUGGGGUCAAACACGAAGGGAAAAGUGGUGACUUUCUAAGACGUAUGAGGAACUACAUGCUUCCUGCUCACAAACGGCUGAUCCAGGACAUCCUGCUGCAACCUUCCCUUCGGAGUUUUGUGCAGCGACAGGAUAAUGAGCAGCUUAACCAGGUCUUUGAGCUCUGUGUUGAAAAACUGAUUGCGUUCCGUAGCUACCACAUCAAUAUAGUUACCCGCUUCAUUACAAUGCCGGCUGCCCGAGCUCGCCAACUCCGUGCUCAGAGCCAGGAGUCAGAGGAGAUGAUCAGCAGAGCACCCAUAGCACUUGAGGAGAGAGGCACCGGUGGUUCUGGCAUCAUGACCUUUCUAAAGACUGUGAGGGAUCAAACAAAAGCCGUCUUGUUACCUGAAAGACCCAAGAAAACAGAGAACCACAGCUGACCUGAACAACCACUGAUGAACCAUUACUUGUUGCAUAUGAUUUAUCCACUGCCCAUUUCAUUAGGUUACUUGUACUGGAAUGGAUUUUGUUUUGGCUUCAGAACUGCUUUACCUG